Amoebophrya sp. A120 is the source of this 1464-nucleotide messenger RNA. The record is from the annotation of a GenBank genome assembly. NCBI's taxonomy places the organism in Eukaryota, Dinophyceae, Syndiniales, Amoebophryaceae.
AUGUUGGACGCGUUUGAAGAAGAUUUUUACGAUGUGGAGAAAGCGCUCGAAAAGAUCGUCGGCAGUGACAAUUAUAACUGUGCGAUCAGUACGUGUACGAGUACUGCUAGUCCUCCCGGUUCCACUCCUUUUGAACCAGCUACGAGGAGAGCUACAACCAGCAAUGGCGGUCGUUAUCAUGCGGAUAGUACAACAAGUUCUAGUACCUGCAAAAAUCGCAGUUCAAGCUCGACCUCUCCAAGGGCAACAUCUUCGCCGCUUGACAUCGGCAAGAACAAGCAACCAGCCACGACAACAAGAACUCCUCGCGCUUUACAAAUCAGCGCGGAGGUGCCGCUCGUCCUCCUCGAUUUGCGCAAUUUGCUGGUCGUGGCAGCGUGCAUUCUGGAUGUGCGGCGCGACGUGGUUUCCCCAUCGAUAGGCAUCUUCGAGUCGGUCGGUGAUUUGCUGUAUGACGAUAGGAAAUACCUAAGCCAAAAUCACGACGUUUGCGAGUACCACGCGAGACUGGUGCCGCUUUUGGAGCAAACACCUCUAUAUGAUGCUAGUUUCGAAGAUGCGGAACCGGAAGGAGGACUACAGAGGGAAAUCAGAAAAUCGCCAACGGAUAGUUAUACUAGUACGACCACAACGGGGCUGGGGCUGCAGCAGGGGAGCGAUCAGAACUACGUCAAAAAAGAGAAUCAUCAUGCAGAGGAACCUCCACUAGCACUACCACUGCCGGACGUGUCACUCUUAGCCAGCACUCUGAUGACGAAAAACCUCAAUGAUUUGGAGCAAGUGGACGUCGAAGGAAGCUACGACCUCGGCUUUGCAGGUGGUUCAACAUCUCCGUAUCACCACGAAGCCCCACAACUGCUGUUCCACGCUGCUGGUAGCGGGACGACAACUGCUGCUAGACGGGCUAGAGUCCUAUCGUCUGCGAACGCCAUCGCCCCGGUUGUGUCGCAAGGUAAGCUCCGCUACCUCCUCACCAGAACGCGUGCAAGGUUGAAACGAGUGGGAAAGCUUGAGAAGGCGCUGUAUGCGCGGUUGAGCGCGCCAGAAUACGUGGUGCCAAACGAAAGUUUGGAAAAAAAAAUUACGCACGGAUUUUCCCUAGCGCAUUUUUAUCAGAAGGACGGAAUCGACACUAGUGGAACAAAGAACGGCUUCUAUGAUCGUUCUACUUCGCAAAACAGAACAAAUGGAAAAUAAGAAUAAGUAACUGAAAUCAGGAGCCAAUGCAGAUUGCUCGAAAUUAUAAUGAAUAGUCUCGUCACAAGUUGUGCCAGGAUGGAUCUACUGUGAUGAAGAGGCAGUGCCACCAAAUGACAUCAAUGUCGCUUGAUCGCUCGCGCAGUGCAACAAAUGCAAUUCAGUUCAAAAGUUGUGACGCUCACAUUGAAGAUCGCAAAAGGUGAAAUGGUGAUUUUUAUUGGAACAUCCAGAAAGAUUGUAAGUGUAACCGUGUCGCCAGCAGAU